Molecule: messenger RNA, 738 nt
Organism: Chenopodium quinoa (quinoa)
Lineage: Eukaryota; Viridiplantae; Streptophyta; Magnoliopsida; Caryophyllales; Amaranthaceae
Product: 14-3-3 protein 9-like
Exons: 5
Coding region: 1-738 (245 amino acids)
Biological process (GO): signal transduction
Cellular component (GO): cytoplasm
Source: RefSeq, a predicted model, not a curated record
AUGGCUUCUUCGAGCGAACGUUACAACAUCAUCUACCUCGCUAAGCUAGCCGGCCAAGCCGAACGCUAUGAUGAUAUGAUAGAUGCAAUGAAGAAGUUGGUAAAAUUUAACAUCGAUUUAACAGCCGAAGAGCGUAAUCUCCUUUCAAUGGCGUACAAGAAACUUACCGAGCCAAAGAGAGAAUCAUGGAAACUUCUCUCAACAACUGAGCAGGAGGAGGAUACAGUAUACAAAAACGAGAUGUACAUCAAGUGUAUUCAAGAUUAUCGUAAUAUAGUCGAGUCGGAUCUUGUUGAGAUUUGCUACGACGCUAUAACUCUAAUUGAUGACCACCUCCUUCCUUUCGCGUCUAGCACUGAAUCCUCCGUCUUUUACUUAAAGAUGAAAGCGGAUCAUUACCGAUAUAUAGCCGAAAUCAAAACUGGUGAUGCAAAAUCAUUAAUCGCCGAAGAGGCAUUGAGGACCUAUAAGGAAGCAUUGACCAUAGCAGUGGCUCAAUUUUCACCUAUUCAUUCAACACGCUUAGGCUUGGAAUUAAAUUUUGCUGUUUUUCACUAUGAGGUUUCAAAUUCUUAUCAAAGGGCAUAUCAUUUGGCAAAAGAAGCUUUUGAAGAGGCUAUGUUGGAGUUGGAUGAUUUAGGCAGCAGGGCUCUCUCGAAAGAUAGCAAGGUUAUCCUCAAUCUUUUGAGUGAUAACAUUACACUAUGGAAGGGCGAGAAUGGUGAAAGGAACCUUUGA